UUUUGUUUCCUUUUUUUAAAUAGGGUUACACUUCAUUUUGGAAUGACUGUAUAUCAUCUGGAUUACGUGGCUGUAUGUUAAUUGAAUUAGCAUUAAGAGGAAGGUUACAACUAGAGGCUUGUGGAAUGAGACGUAAAAGUCUAUUAACGAGAAAGGUGAUCUGUAAGUCUGAUGCCCCAACAGGGGAUGUUCUUCUUGAUGAAGCUCUAAAGCAUGUUAAGGAGACUCAGCCUGCAGAAACAGUCCAGAACUGGAUCGAAUUACUUAGUGGUGAAACAUGGAAUCCAUUAAAACUGCAUUAUCAAUUAAGGAAUGUACGGGAACGAUUAGCUAAAAACCUGGUAGAAAAGGGCGUAUUGACAACAGAGAAACAGAACUUCCUACUUUUUGACAUGACCACACAUCCCCUCACCAACAACAACAUUAAGCAGCGCCUCAUCAAGAAGGUACAGGAAGCUGUUCUUGACAAAUGGGUGAAUGACCCUCACCGCAUGGACAAGCGCCUGCUGGCCCUCAUUUACCUCGCCCACGCCUCGGAUGUUCUGGAGAAUGCCUUCGCUCCCCUGCUGGAUGAGCAGUAUGAUUUAGCCACCAAGAGGGUGCGGCAGCUCCUCGACCUGGAUCCUGAGGUGGAAUGUGUGAAGGCCAACGCCAACGAGGUUCUGUGGGCGGUGGUGGCGGCCUUCACCAAGUAACUGCCCAGGGGGAAGCCUCCUCCUCCCUCUCAAGUAAACCAGUAGUUUUCUGCUAUUGACUUCUGGUUUUCUGCAAUUUAUACUUUCCCACACUAUAAUUGGCUUUUGUUUUAUGAAAUGGUAGGUGGCUUUUUUUUUUUUUUUUUAAUAUGUAUGCAGGAUUCUGCUGGUACGAGAGGCCUUCCUCUUUCUGUUUUAAAAAGUUUUACUGCCA
Messenger RNA from Myotis davidii, 909 nucleotides. It is a transcript of the gene GOLPH3, whose product is annotated as golgi phosphoprotein 3. The coding region runs from base 75 to 695 and encodes 206 amino acids. NCBI's taxonomy places the organism in Eukaryota, Metazoa, Chordata, Mammalia, Chiroptera, Vespertilionidae. Gene Ontology annotation, molecular function: phosphatidylinositol-4-phosphate binding. Gene Ontology annotation, cellular component: Golgi cisterna; trans-Golgi network; cytosol. The record is from RefSeq and is a predicted model, not a curated record. The transcript has 3 exons. Gene Ontology annotation, biological process: retrograde vesicle-mediated transport, Golgi to endoplasmic reticulum; Golgi vesicle budding; Golgi organization.